AUGAUGGCCUCUUUCAGCCUACCAUACUUCGCUGAUGAAGCAAGCCUUCCUGCUAUAUUGCCCACAGUGGAAGAGAUCGAAUCUGCAACAGAAAUCCUCAAUGAGCGCAUGGCGGCGGCGUCAGGCAGAGUCGUCGGAAUUGGCGAACACUUCAUUGUUAAAUAUGGUGCCUUUGUCAAUUUACAAGAGGGAGAGACAAUGCUCUUCCUAAAACAGUCAACGACUGUUCCGAUACCUCGCGUCUAUGCGUUAUACCAGAGGCCCGGACCCGACAAGCACACCUACAGUUACAUCGUCAUGGAGCGCAUCAAAGGUCCAACACUGGCUUCCGUUUGGCCAAAUAUGGGUCGAGCGGCAAAAGAGAUAGUAUCUUCGAAUCUCCGCCUUGUUUUUGAAGAGAUGCGGAAGUUGAAGUCACCGGGAGGAUACUGUAGCUUUGGUCAUCGUGGAUUACUGGAUGGGCUUUUCGAGUCAGAGGAUCACUCAAAGUCAUUCAACGGACCAUUUGAUACCGAAUCGGACCUGAAUGAAGCUAUGAUUGCCAGAUACGUCAAAGAAGGCCUUUCUAUAUACAAAGCAGAGCACUUCUCGCGCGCCUUUAAGGAUGUCUUCCAGAACCACGCCCCAGUUUUCACGCAUGCAGAUUUCCAGCGAAAGAAUAUCAUGUUCCGCAAUCCCCUAGCGACAACAGAAAACGGCCAAGUUCAGUGGGACACAACGGACCUAGAGCUUGUGAUCAUCGACUGGGAGUUCUCUGGUUGGUAUCCCAGCUAUUGGGAGUAUUCAAGAGCGCUGUUUGGGUGCGGAGCAUGGAGGGAUGACUGGAGCUACUGGAUCGAGCAAGCCCUGAAGCCGUUUCGAUCCGAAUAUGCCUGGGUACUACUAUUUCUCACAGAACUGUUUUCGUAA
Lindgomyces ingoldianus is the source of this 909-nucleotide messenger RNA. RefSeq lists its product as uncharacterized. The transcript has a single exon. Lineage: Eukaryota; Fungi; Ascomycota; Dothideomycetes; Pleosporales; Lindgomycetaceae. The record is from RefSeq and is a predicted model, not a curated record. The coding region runs from base 1 to 909 and encodes 302 amino acids.